CCUUAACAGCGUAUAUUCUCAGAUCAAAACCGAAACAUGUCGCGCCCGCCGUCGUGGGGGGCGGCGAUCUUGAAAAACCGGCGAGGCAGUGGCCUGGGAUUCGCUGCCAUAGCUUACAUCGGAGUCGACUAUCUCCGCUUCGUCUCGCCGUCUUUGCACGCGUGGGUUCAGCCUCUGCUCUGGACCGCUCUGGCCAUUGCCGCCAUUAUCCGCGUCCCCUUCUACAACCACUGGUCCGCCGAGCUCCGCUCCGCUCUGCCCUUCAUCUUCGCCGUGCUUUUCAUGCUCUCCGCCCUCCUCAUCGAGGCCAUUUCCGUCCGCUCUGUCACCGCCGUCCUCGGCCUUGAUUGGCACAAUGAUACCCCGCCUCUUCCUGAUGUUGGGCAGUGGUUGCUGCUGGCCUUGAAUGAGAAGCUACCGGGAACGUUGGUUGAUGUAUUAAGAGCUCGUAUAAUUGGAUUGCAUCAUUUCUUGAUGCUGUUUAUUAUGCUUGCUUUUUCUGUACUCUUCAACUCUGUUGAAGCUCCGGGACUUGGGCUUGGUGCGAGAUACAUGUUCACUAUGGGCGUUGGGCGUCUUCUUCGGACCAUUGCAUUCGUGUCAACAAUUCUGCCAUCUGCACGGCCUUGGUGUGCGGAAUCUCGUUUUCGCGUUCCUUAUCACCCUAAUCGGUGGGUUCAGAAGUAUUAUGUUCCAUACGCCAAAGAUUCUCAAGCUAUACGCCAAGUAAUUGGCUGGGAUACUGCUUACGCUGAUCCUGGGGAAUACGAAGGGGAUUUCCAUCCCAAUUGGGGUGUGAUGAACUUUCUUAUUGAUUUCUUGCGACCUACAGCCCCCGAGGGUAAAUCUUCGUGGUACCAUCUGCUGAAGAAAGCGGGAGGUGGCUGCAAUGACCUUAUAUAUAGCGGCCACAUGCUCGUUGCUGUACUAACAGCUAUGGCAUGGACGGAAGCGUACGGUGGAUAUAGCUCUGCACUCAUCUGGAUUCUUUUGUUCCAUAGCGCCCAAAGAGAAAUAAGGGAACGCCAUCAUUACAGCGUGGACGUUGUUGUGGCCAUCUACAUGGGCAUAUGCCUGUGGAAGAUGGUAGGCCUUUUCUGGCCUGUUAAAGAUGAGUCGAAAGACAGGAGGCUCGUGAAGCUCGAGAAGGUACAGGCCAGGCUAAUGCGAGCCGCCAAGGACUGCAACAUGGACGAAGUUAGAGCGCUCCUAAAAGAAGUAGAGCUAAGCGGUCAGCACGUUAGGCAGAGCCCGAGAAGCAAAGUGUUGUGGCUGUUCUCAGGCGCGACCAUUUUCUUCUCGCUGUCUAUAGUUCUUAUUGCCUUCACACUCACCAGCGACGGUUGAUUUCCCGCCCUCGCCUCGGGAACGUUGUUGUUGUAGCAAAUUCUCGACUUGUUAUAGAGAACCAUGUAAGGAAUAUGAGAUCUGCCUUCCACGGUUUACAGCCUGCUGUUGUGUUGUAGGUGAAAUCUGAUGUUUUGUUGUGCUGUGAUAUGGAAGAGAUUAACUUGUGUCUCCAUAUCUCUCUCUCUCUGUAACUCAGGAUUGAUUCAUGAUAUAACACUAUGUUUGGUUUACAUUUUACAGAA
This is a messenger RNA of Ipomoea triloba (trilobed morning glory), 1592 nucleotides long. RefSeq lists its product as uncharacterized. Gene Ontology annotation, molecular function: sphingomyelin synthase activity; ceramide cholinephosphotransferase activity. Gene Ontology annotation, biological process: ceramide biosynthetic process. Gene Ontology annotation, cellular component: Golgi membrane; endoplasmic reticulum membrane. Bases 37 to 1347 code for a protein of 436 amino acids. Lineage: Eukaryota; Viridiplantae; Streptophyta; Magnoliopsida; Solanales; Convolvulaceae. The transcript is spliced from 4 exons. The record is from RefSeq and is a predicted model, not a curated record.